UUUGGCGUAGCUAUUUUGGCUCAGUGUGUUGUCGCAGGUCCUUGCGCUAACAACAAUGAAGGGCCCAGCCGCGGCGAUGUUCGCUCUGGCCAUUGCUGCUGCGGUGAUGCCGUGCAGCGCUCGCAUGGGCACGGAGGCGAGCUGCAAGGAACAGAGCCGAUUCGACGUCAUCAUGUGCAGCUCGUGGAUGUGCACGGAAUGUGACCUGCAGUGGUGCAUGGAGAAGUGCCAGGAGGUCCAGACCAAGUUCGCCACAUGCGCGUGCGAAGGUUGGGCGGCGGGCACUACCUACAGCCAGAACAUGAAGCACGCGGGCAAGUUCGGGGACGUGGGCGAGUAUGGCGCGGGAGAGUUCAGCUGAGCGCUUAGGGAUGCCAGCACACCGUCGCCAUCGCACACAGGAGCUCGAAUUGGCCACUGCCCGCCCUCAUCCAUCUUCGCCAUUCAGCUUCUCAUCUUUCUCAUGCUGUGUGACACCGUCCAUUGUUCAUGGCUGCGCUUCUCUAGCGCACCGUGUCAUCAGCGAGGGCAGUGUGAGUGGCGGUGCACGGCCCGCCCUUGCUGCACUCCUGCUCCUAUCUCCGUCACGUGCUACGGUCCUCGUUAUCGUGGCAACCGACGUGGGUGCCCCCGACUCGUAGAGCAAGUUUUAUCCUCUCGCGAUAACGGCCGUUAUGCCAGGGGGGGGAGGUGGCCAGAGUUAUUGAAACUCCCAUCGCCGAUGGUGGCACCCGCGCCUCAAGGGUUCUAGACUCCGACCUGGCGUGGACUGCGCUUCUCGGUGGCCCACAAAAAAGGGUGGGGUCAGAGGGGGUGUCCUCGAGGGCAUGGCGCGCCCACGGCCUCUUCUGAUAGGCCUUUUUGCCUUCACAGGAUCGACGCAG
Prorocentrum cordatum is the source of this 884-nucleotide messenger RNA. The record is from the annotation of a GenBank genome assembly. NCBI's taxonomy places the organism in Eukaryota, Dinophyceae, Prorocentrales, Prorocentraceae.